Messenger RNA from Melospiza melodia melodia, 5644 nucleotides. Its product is annotated as poly(rC)-binding protein 3-like. NCBI's taxonomy places the organism in Eukaryota, Metazoa, Chordata, Aves, Passeriformes, Passerellidae. The transcript is spliced from 16 exons. Gene Ontology annotation, cellular component: cytoplasm; nucleus. Gene Ontology annotation, biological process: regulation of RNA metabolic process; regulation of gene expression. The record is from RefSeq and is a predicted model, not a curated record. Gene Ontology annotation, molecular function: mRNA binding. The coding region runs from base 682 to 1731 and encodes 349 amino acids.
CGCCCGCCCCCAGCGAAGAGAAACAAAACACAACCCCGGCACCGCCACGCUCUCCCUCCUUCUCCUCUCGGCUUUUGGUGGUUGUUUUUUGGGGUGUUUUUUUAAAUUUAUUUUUUCUUUUAAUUUUUUUUUUCUUGGGGAUUCUCCUCUCUCCUGCCAGACUGACUUACACGUUCUUGAUAAUUUCUCUUCCCCUCAUUUUUUAUACUCUUCUCCCUGCUUCCAAACCCUGUGUCUGUGUGUUUCAAUACUAUCACAACCUCUGCUAAAAAUAGAUCUUUUUAUACCCUUCCUCCUCUCUGACCCCAUCCAACACCCCUUGUUAAGGUAACUAUCUUAUACCCAGAGCAAGAAAAGUAAAUUCCCUUGGCUGUCCCAUAUCUCUAAGGAACCUGAUGCAUGAGUGGACUAGAGAAGAGGCAGAGAGAAAAACUCCCAAGACCUACAGAUCAUCUGGCUGGCAGGGUCAAGUUUUCUCUGGAUUGAGGUGGAACUGUGGCUUAUGGACAUCUGAUGUGAUAAACCAUACUCAACACUUUUAGAUACCUUGGGACUGCAAAAGCUGACCACCGACAGCAGGUUUUUAAAUAUCGCUGCUUUUCUGAUAAGUUGAUUAAGUGAAUAGAAGAAAAAAAUAAAAAAAACGAAGCUACUUUCAAGUAUUGAAGAUACAAGGCCAGGAUGAACACGAAGGACGGAAAAGUGUCCGAAGGAGGUCUCAAUGUCACUCUUACCAUACGCCUUCUCAUGCAUGGCAAGGAGGUUGGAAGCAUUAUCGGAAAGAAAGGUGAGACAGUGAAGAAGAUGAGGGAGGAGAGUGGUGCUCGAAUCAAUAUUUCAGAAGGCACUUGUCCAGAGAGAAUUGUGACAAUAACAGGCCCAACAGAUGCAAUUUUUAAAGCUUUUUCUAUGAUUGCACUAAAAUUUGAAGAGGACAUCAACGCUUCGAUGACAAACAGCUCAGUGACAAGCAAACCGCCCGUAACACUGCGGCUCGUCGUCCCAGCAAGUCAGUGUGGAUCCCUCAUAGGAAAAGGAGGUUCCAAAAUCAAGGAAAUCAGGGAGUCCACAGGAGCGCAGGUGCAGGUGGCAGGGGACAUGCUGCCCAACUCGACGGAGCGCGCCGUGACCAUCUCCGGCACUCCCGACGCCAUCAUCCAGUGCGUCAAGCAGAUCUGCGUGGUGAUGCUGGAGUCCCCACCCAAAGGUGCCACCAUCCCCUACCGUCCCAAACCUGCCUCUGCACCUAUCAUUUUUGCAGGUGGCCAGGUAAGAGCAGACACCAUUUUGGCUUCAGCUGGAAACCACACCGUCCUGGCCCAGCCUCAGCCAGCGCCUGCAUUCACGAUUCAGGGGCAGUAUGCCAUCCCUCAUCCAGACGUGAGUCCAGCACAUUUGACCAAGCUUCACCAGUUGGCUAUGCAGCAUCCCCCCUUUACUCCCCUUGGGCAGACCACCCCUGGUUUCCCUGGACUGGAUGCCACUACUCCAACCAGUUCCCAUGAACUUACAAUUCCCAAUGAUUUAAUAGGCUGCAUUAUUGGCAGACAAGGCAGUAAGAUAAAUGAAAUCAGGCAGAUGUCAGGAGCGCAGAUCAAGAUUGCUAAUGCCACAGAAGGCUCCGCAGAACGACAAGUUACAAUCACAGGAUCCCCUGCAAACAUCAGCUUAGCACAGUACCUCAUUAAUGCAAGGCUGUCUUCAGAAGUUACUGGCCUGGGGGCUCUGUAAUGUAUCUCAUCAUGCCCUAGUGCAUUAGCCACCAGACAGGACUUUUCCAAAGCCCCAUGAGACAAUGCUUUCUAUGGACUAAUCUACAGAAGAGUUUCUGCCAUUUCUAAUUUUCUUAUUAUUCUGAGACAUCAAAAGAAAACACUUCCUUUACUCUUUAAGCAACUGUGCUUCCUAACUCUUGUGUUGCUUUCAUUACUGUUCCAGUUUUAACACUAUUGUGGCUCAUAACAUAAAGCAGAGACAAGUUAUUUUCGGGGGUUGAUUUUCAUUGAUGUUCAUGCUUUGGCUAAUCUGUAUAAAAGCAUGGGCCGUUAGUGUUCUAAACCACUGUAUUAUUCAGCUAGAGACUCGACAGUAAGUUAAAUGAGACGUUUUUAUAAAUAAAUUUUUUUCCUGAUUAAAAAACAAACAAAAAAAAGACGUGGUAGCUUUGUGCAUACAACUGUUGUGUUGUUUAAACUUUGUUCUUUGUAACCGAGUUGCUAACUUGUCAUUGAAGAAGCACUAUUUUAUGGAUUGUCAAACUGAGAUCACAGACAAAUUGCUUGUUUUCAAUUAAUGAUUAAAGGUUUCAUAUCAUCACGCUUAAGGUCCCAGUGCUCAUUGGGAAACAGUGUAACAUCUGUGCAAGACUGGCAGCCUUAGUAAGGAUGUUAGCUCAUUGUCAGGCAUGAUGAGUAUCUUCAGGACUAGAGGGAGCCAGAUUGUGCAAUUAGUAGAGUCAGCAGUAUUUCUACAAAACUUGAUUUGGUUUUUAACAAAGCUGCUCAUUGAGAACUUCUCACACUGCAUAGAAAAGACAAAUUUGGCUUCAUGUUACAAGCAGCCACUGAUUUGUAUCUCUGGUCUUUUCCCAGACUGAGCUAUAGAUCAGAUACUGGGGAAAGGAAAACAGGAAUGAAAGAAUGAACUUGGAUGCUGAGUACUGUAUUACUGAGGCCCUUUGUAAUACAUUCCCAGCAGCACUGCCCAGAGGCUUCCAGCCUGCACCUUCCACCCUGCCAGGAGCCAGCCCAGGCCCUGGAGGAGCACGGCAGUGUGCAGCAGGACGGGGAAUGGAGAGCUGAGCAGGCCCAGGAGCUGUCUCCUGCUGCCCUGACACUCUGCUCCAGCUGUUCAAACCCUCCUUUGGAUCUGCUGAAGCGCUGCAGUCACAGCCCUGAGUUCUCCCUUCACACACAAGCAAAAGGAAGGGGCUGGCCCCAAGCUGUUGCUGCCUUACAGCCUCCCUGGCUGUGCUCUGGCCACCUCUGCUCUUAGAGCACUGGCAGUGCUGUCACAGGCACUGCUCUGGCCUCAUGAGAAAGCAGCUUUUCUGGCAGCAACCUCCAUCUCCCUACUCUGUUAAAGGUCCCUACCUGCUUUCAGGGCUUGAGCCUGGGGUCCUGCUUCCCCUCCCUGCCCCUCUGAGCUUACACGACGAUUUAUCCUCCGUGGUCUCCAGGGUACAGAGAGCUCUCCAGUGCCUGGAAUCGGGGCACGACCAGGACGUACGUGCAGACUGGGAGACCUGUAGAAAUCAACAGCUUCCUCAAUACAGAUGCAGCCACACAACACCCCCUGAUGAUGAAGGGUGCCAAGGGGUAUCCUUACAGAACAGCUCACUGCACCCCAGCACCCAGGAGGCCUGACCCAAUGUUGACAAUUAGCUAUUCCAGCUCUUAGAAAAACUAUAGGCUGUGAUACUAAUUUGAUAAAAUUGUCUGUUAUUAUUACUUAAAAUACAUUUUUAUUACUUGAAAUGUAUUUAACUUCUCAUUCUUUAAAGGAGAUCUGAAGCUGCUUUCACAGCAGAGACCUCCAUAAGUCUUCAUUUCUUCAACACCAAAAGCUAUUUCUAUGGCUAGCCUGGCUACUGUAAAUGAAAAAAAAUAUAUAUUAUUGCAGCUCAACACUAAGUAGGUCAAAGCUUUGCUCUCCCAGUAAAGCUGCCAGGCAAAGGGCAGCAGCAGCUCUGGGGUGUGUAGUAUCUUUCACAUGAAUAAUUCACAUGUGGCUUGCAGAAGUGAAAGAUUUAAACAAACUAGUGCAGGGGCACAUUUGUGUGAGGAAUGAGGAGAGGUAAAUAAAGACAUAUAUACUAAGAAGGAAGUAUUCUGAGAGGGUUUUUGCAAAAAUGCAGGCAGAAAUGUGAUAAAAUCUAAGCUUGUUUUAAUUUCAUUAGUUUAGUUGGAAAAUAUUUCUGAAUGGCAAGAAAAAGCUCCUAAUAUCUUUAAUAUACAAAACAGACAAACAAAAGACAAGAUGGUAAAGAAAAAAGGGGGGGGGGGGAAAGGGUAAUGAAUAAUAGUAAGAAAAGUAGAAAUAGAAAAGUAAACCACUCAUGCCCAAAGGUAGAUAAGAGGAAGCAUGUAUUCACUGUGAAAAGGUCACUGCCCACACAAAUGUGAGUUUCCAGAUGAAAGACAGCACAAAUUCGGCUUUUGCGUCAUCAAAUUGGAAUUAGGUUCUGGAAGCAUCUCAAAAGAAUUCAAGCAGCUCUGUUGUGUUUCUCAAGUGAAAAAACACUGACAGCAUGAAUGCUAGCUGAAACCAGAAGGAAAAUAAACAAAGUUAGUCUUCUGCUAAUACAGAGUGGUUUCUGUUCUCAGGCAUAGCCAGAGGGCAUGUGUGGGCCCCAAGGUUCACAUUUGGGCCAGUCAGGCUCCCAGGCAGCAGCAGAGUCUCAGUGGUGCCAUGAACAGAGGCACCUGGGAAGUGCCUCAGCCUCAGAGGUCUGCACAGGCAAGGUGCUGUUUGUCAGGUUUCACAAAACAGUCUGAAAAUGCAGUUUCUUCCACAGCCUUAACACCAGCUGAAUGUGUUUCAGCACUGUUUGUAUUAUUGGGACAGGACCUUCCCCUUCUGGAGUGAGUGUCAUGAUUAUCUAAAAGUCACAGUGCUCACUGCUCCAGGGGCUCAACAGUGGCACAGCUUCUGCAGGGAGCACUGUCAUUGUCAGGCUGCUCAGCUGGGUGACACAAAGGGUGUGUUUAUUAAAGGACAGCAUCCAAAGCAGGGAUUUGAACAGAGAUCUCUCCUAUCCCCUGUAACUUCUGCAGCCACCAAUGGUGCAAGGUAUUAGUGGCUCCACUGUAUUUUUGGAAGAAAGACCUGGUUUAGAUGUCUACACAAAGGAACUGCUCACAUUUGUUUUCUCAGCUAUCGGGCCAGGAUAAUUCUAAUGAACUGAUGAACAGAAGAUCAAAUGAAGGCAGACCCUGAAAACCUGCUUCACACCUGAAAUUUCCAUCUCUUGGCCCGAGCCACGCUUUCUAGGGGUGUAAGUACACACUGCCCUUCUUGGCACUGAAGUGUACUUAAUUCCUUGGUUCCAGGAAUCCAGGUUGAUUAAAUCAGUUUCUGCAUCAGAGCAUGUGUCCUGUCCCCCUACAGACUGGCAUGUGUCUUAGGACAGUAACUGAAAUUAAAGAGUCAAAGUCAUUUGAUGGUACCUAACAAAAGGGAAUUUCUGUACCAUUACAUACUCACACUGUGGUUUCUAAUGACACCUGCUACAUGAUUCAUGCAGGCUGAAUGUCUGAUUUUCUAGAACAACCUUUAUGGAUUAUAAGAAAAUAAGUAUUUUUAAGUGCUCAAAAUAUUUUAGUAAUAUGGCUUUUCUCAUUUCUAGCUCAGUGUUUUUAAGAUGAUAAAAUGCAGAGAAUAAUUAUAGUGGAAUGUAAUAAGCAAAAUUUGUCUCUCUUCAAAUUGAAUUUAUUGGCAGGGGGCCUGGCCAAAGCUGACGUCAAUGUUCUUUUCAAUCAGUAUUUGCAAUUUGAAGCAAAUUUUAAAAUUAAAUGCUGUAGUGGAGGAAAAACAAUCAUGUUAGCAAAUGAGAACAUUGGUUUGCUGUUAUUUGGGUUUGUUGGUUUUGUAUGGUCACUUUUGGGCUCCUCUGUACCAAAUACAGACCUUGUUCCACAUUUAA